Echinops telfairi (small Madagascar hedgehog) is the source of this 1007-nucleotide messenger RNA. Its product is annotated as ribosyldihydronicotinamide dehydrogenase [quinone]-like. The record is from RefSeq and is a predicted model, not a curated record. Gene Ontology annotation, molecular function: NAD(P)H dehydrogenase (quinone) activity. The coding region runs from base 213 to 893 and encodes 226 amino acids. NCBI's taxonomy places the organism in Eukaryota, Metazoa, Chordata, Mammalia, Afrosoricida, Tenrecidae. The transcript is spliced from 7 exons. Gene Ontology annotation, cellular component: cytosol.
ACUGCCGGGCUUCUAGGUCCGGGGACUGCUCGGUUGGGCCCAGAUCCACUGCGAUCCUCCCCGCGGCUGCUUCUGCUGGACUGUUGGUCCUGCCAAGAGAGUGACUUCCUUCGAAAGCUAAGGGCCACCGUACCUUGCCGGCCUUGCUGCUCCGAAACAGCAGCAGACCCUCUUUUCAGUCCUCAGAAAAAAGGAAUCCAUCUUUCCAGAGGAUGGCAGGAAAGAAGGUGUUGAUCGUCUAUGCACACCAAGAGCCCAGGUCUUUCAAUGGAUCCCUGAAGAAAGUGGCGGAGGAGGAGCUCAGCAGGCAGGGCUGCUCGGUCACUGUGUCUGAUUUAUAUGCCAUGAACUUUGAGCCCAGGGCCACAAGGAAAGAUAUCGAUGGUGCCUUCUCUAACCCUGAGCCCUUCAACUAUGCGGUGGAAGCCUAUGAAGCCUACAAGAAGAAGUCUCUGGCCAGAGAUAUACUUGAUGAGCAGAAGAAGGUUCAGGAAGCUGACCUAGUGAUAUUUCAGUUCCCACUGUACUGGCUCAGUGUGCCGGCCAUCCUGAAGGGCUGGAUGGACCGAGUCCUCUGUCAAGGGUUUGCCUUCGAUUUCCCUGGAUUCCAUGACUCUGGUUUCUUCAAGGGUAAGAUGGCACUCCUCUCACUAACCACAGGGGGCACUGCAGAGAUGUUCACCAAGGAUGGCGCCAUUGGAGAUUUUCGGUACUUCCUCUGGCCUCUGCAGCAUGGCGUCUUGCAUUUCUGCGGAUUUAAAGUCCUGGCCCCUCAGAUCAAUUUUGCUCCUGAGUUGGCAGCAGAAGAGGACAGAAAGGGGAUGGUGGCAUCCUGGGCUCAGAGGCUGAAGAAUAUCUGGAUGGAGGAGGCUGUCGACUGUGCACUGUCUUGAUACUUUGGGCAUUCACAUUUUUGUGCCUUGUGUACAAGAUAAGAGCAAUAUAACACAGAUGCAAGCAAAUGUAAUGAGCAGAUGCUGCUACAAUAAAAUUAAAUGACAACAAAA